Molecule: messenger RNA, 3579 nt
Organism: Lingula anatina
Lineage: Eukaryota; Metazoa; Brachiopoda; Lingulata; Lingulida; Lingulidae
Product: BTB/POZ domain-containing protein 17-like
Molecular function (GO): protein binding
Source: RefSeq, a predicted model, not a curated record
CUGUGUUGAUAGCAGUACAGGUAAACAGAACUAGGUCACAGCUGUGGGACAUGGGUGGACCGGCAUUGCAGUGGACAUAUACAUAAGUCAUUCUACAGAGACAAAACAUGGCGAACAACCCCUAUUUUCGUGGUCCAGUGAAUGACCUAGUUGCCGUAGAACUGGAAGACCCACCUGAAGGCCCCCUUGACCUACCAGAACCAGGUGACCAGGCAGAGGAGGGCGAUGUGGAGGGACCAGGCGACCCAGGGGAAGAAGAGAGGGGCAUUUCAAUUCCACGUGGAUCUGAAGAUGAACCCCAGAGUGGUGAGGGUGUGGCCAGGGAGCCGGAGGGGGGUGGUCAGCAGUCCAGGCAGGGCAGUGAGCAAGCAGCUAGAGAGGAAGAAGAAGAAAAGAAUGCAGAGGGCAACAUGGAAGAGCAUGAAGAUGACCCCAACCAAGUCCUUCGUGACGAAAGUGACUUCAUACAGAAUGUGUCCCAGUUCUUCAACCAAGAGGCGCUCAGUGAUGUCAUACUGACUGUGGGGGAACAAAGGUUCUACGGCCACAAGUUUGUGCUGGCAAAGUCCAGCGAAGUCUUCAAGUGUAUGCUAUACGAAAAACAAUGGCUAAGUGGUACUAGAGAUAGUGAAGUGGUUCUUAAUGAAAGUGUGGAGUGUGAGGAGGCAUUUGAACGUUUCUUGCAGUACCUGUACACAGCGAGCGUGUCAAUAAACCCAGAGAGUGCUGUGGGCAUACUGUGCCUGGCAGACAAGUAUGGAGUAGGAUCCCUAAAAGAAUUGGUAACAAAGUAUAUGGUUCAUCACUCCCGUAGUCCCAAAGUGACCAAUGCUUUAAACUGGUAUUCGUGGGCCAAAGCCUUAAACUUGACCGACCUGGUCCAGCAGUGCCAUGAGACUAUAACCUGGAACAUCGCAGAUAUCAUACAGUCCCCUGAUUGGCUGAUUAUGGAUUUGGAAUUUGUCUGCGAUAUUCUGCAGAGUCAUGAACUGAUCAUCAAGAAUGAGUUGAUGAUGUACCAUGCAGCUGAGCGCUGGUUGCUCAGUGAGAGUAAUAUUGCAAAUAUCAGCGACAAUGCACAACAAAUGCUCCCCCUGGUGCGGUUCCCUCAGAUGAUGGUCAGGGAUUUGUUUGAAGUAGAGACGAGUGCACUGGCUAGUCAUGAAGAAUGUAAAGAUUUACUGAAAGACUUGCUCGGCCGUGCUUACAGGUUUCGAUCCCUGUGCCCAUCGCAGAGCACCCUUGGGGUAAGUUUUGCAGAUAUAUUUUACAUGCCUCGUGACUAUAUUGAUCUGCAGGUGGACAAAGUCAGCAUUCAGAACACACUCAGGUUCGGAAUACAGGUUGAUGUGCGCACUUAUGUAGGCCCUGUGCCGAAUGAACAAAAAGAAGGGGAGUGGAAAAUUACAUAUCGAAAGAACAACGACACCUGGUCUCUACAGUUGUACUGUCAUGAUUCGGCCAUGGUGAAUGGCGAGGCUAAGGUUCAGGCCACUAUUCUUAUACACAAUGAACAGGAGAAACCACUCCAAGUCCAGCGCACUGGAACAUUUGCAUGCUCUAGAGGGAACAGUUUGAACAUCCAAGUUACUCUGCAGGAUAUAGAGCCUUCUAAGAGCAUGGUGAUACUUAUCAAACCCAUAGCUGACUAAACUAAUUAGCUGACUAAACUCAACCAGAAAUACAGGAUGAUCACAAUGCAAACUCUGCGUAUGUUGCCGUCCAGAGGCAUUAAGGACAUGAUGUUUAUCCUUAUUAAAGCAAUAUGAUGUAUUGUUAUAGGGUGCCUGACAUAAAACUAAUAUGCCAAAAUGACUAUAUUUUCAGCACAUAGCCCAACAUAGAGCACUGAAUGAGAAAAUGCAAGGAAACAAAAACAGUGUGAAACUGCUGUUGGAGUACUUUAAGUGUUAUGUUAAACCACACAAUUUUUUACUGUUAGGUAAAUGUAACCAAUCAGAUAAGUUAUAUGUUGUUGCUUGCAGUUUCACGUUGUUUUCUAUUAGUGAAUAAGAUCAAGAAGAACAUUACUAUAAUGAGAUCUCACAUGGUUCUGAAAUCAGAUAUUUCAGACUCUGUUUAUGGAAGGAAUAGGUGGAAAUUUUUUGAUUAAAUGGAAUUUAGGGAACAAAAGGCACACUUCAAAUGUUAAAACAUUAUCAGUCCCAAAAAAUUGUCCCAGUUCUCAUUAAAUAAUUUGAAGGAGUAUUUUGGUAACAAGGCACAUUAAACUUUAAUAAUUGUAUUCUAUUCAAAGUGUCUAAUUUUCACAUAUCAUGAUGAAGACAGUGAGAUGAUCUAUGUAGCACGUCUCAGUUACUGUUUUUUUCCUCCUCAUUGAAGAAGCAUUUUUAUAUCAUUUUCACAUUUCACUGCUGACAAACUAAAUUGUUCAUGGGUAGAGAUGGAUUUAGGUGCAGCCCACUGUGGGACUACACACAGGGACCAGUAUUAUUGGCAGACAUCGUUUAUUAUUGCCUUAUUUGUGUGACAAAGUUCCUAUUACCACUGUAAUGAUGUAAAUUAAAUAUUAUUUGUGCUGUACAUUGCUUUGCUAUCAGCUUAUCAGAAGUGGAAUUUAUUUUUUGAAUAUGACACAAAAAGAAAUGAAAGAAAAACAAUGUCAUCUUAAGACGGUCUUUUAUAUUUUGUAAUAUUAUGACUGUUUAAUUAAACAUUCUUGAAACGUAAAAGUGAACAUUAGAAAGGGUCACAAUUUAAAAGAAUUUAAGACUCACCUUUUAAGGAAAUGACUUGUGUACUUACAUUAAAUUAUGUAUUGUGCAAUUGAAAAAGAAAACAGUUAAAUUUUGUUUUGUACCAUUGCUCAAUAUAAGUAUACUUAGUUUAUUAACUUUUCUCGCUAUUAUAAUAGAAAAUAUUUAUGUAUUUUAUAACUUAUCUGUAUUAAAGACUACAUGUUGUAUCCUUCACUGUAAGUAAGAACCUUCAUACCAAAUAUAUUUUGAAUUCCCAGAUGAAAAAAAAUUCAAAUGACAACCUUAAUAACAUAGGUUAAAUGGUGGGGGGAUGGGGAGAGAGAUUUAGGUAGGUUCUUUUCAAUAUUGUAGUAUUCCAAUGUCAUCUGACCAUCUUACAACACGUAAUAAUGGGGACGAAAACUUUGUGUGCAGGAGCCCUAUACUGUAACAUGGGGCACUAAAAUAGAAGGAAACAUUAAUUUAACUAAAUACAACUGGAAUGCUUUAUUCCUGUGUUUAAUACAUCUCAACACAACAACUGUUCUCUCAAUACUCAGCUCACACAACAAGUUAAUAUUACUAUAAUAAAACAUCGUUCAAAAAGUACAAAGAAAUAAUCAUAAUUAAGAUAUCAAUAAUCCAUCUUUUUUCAAUGUAAACUAUAAAUUUAAUUGGGAAAGCACUGUCACACAUCUAAAUUAAAAUAAAAAUGAUCAAAAUAAUUUGUCAUUGGGUGCAUGUUACUGUACAUGUGCCUUCAGCUGGGAUAUGCUGUUAUAACAAUAUAAUAUUAAAUGCACUUCAUGGUAACAAUAAUGGAUUUCUAAUUUUCUUCAAUCUUAUGUGGCAAAUAAUUCCUUUCAAAAAAAAAAAAAAA